AUGGUGAAUUUCUCCAAAAACUUCAGUGUUAGAACUAAUUUCUCCCUAAACCCUCACCUUGCAGAAAAAUUCCCUGAUUACAAGAAGCUGCAGUCGGUUAUUGGGAAGCUUGAAAUGAGUGGGAAAGAAGCCCAAGCAGUUGAAAUAUUAAAGAAUGCAACAGCAAAGGCACGCAAUGAAGGAAGAAAUCAUGAAGCAUAUGAAUACGAGAUGUUACUAGUAGAAAUGCUUAUAUACAAGGGAGAUUUUAAGGAGGGGCUCGGCCGUGAAUGCUUGAGACAUGUUGAGAUUUCAGAUGCACAGCGUCCGCUAUUCAAGGCUAUCGUUCACAUCAUAGAGUGCAACAAGAAUGAAGGGACAAAAUAUUGAAGAGAAUUUAACGAUCUAAAUGAAGAAUUCCACUGUACACCACGUAAAAAAGAAAGCAUGGAAGAAUGCCAACUCCAUAAACUCAGUACAAAUUUCAACGAGUUUGAGAAGGUCGUCCACAUGCUCAAAAAGGACAUAAUAGAGGCGCAAGCAAAAAGAAACAAGAAAUAAGAGAUGAGCUUUUAG
Messenger RNA from Prunus avium (sweet cherry), 555 nucleotides. RefSeq lists its product as uncharacterized. The record is from RefSeq and is a predicted model, not a curated record. NCBI's taxonomy places the organism in Eukaryota, Viridiplantae, Streptophyta, Magnoliopsida, Rosales, Rosaceae.